Messenger RNA from Gloeophyllum trabeum ATCC 11539, 579 nucleotides. Its product is annotated as galactose mutarotase-like protein. Lineage: Eukaryota; Fungi; Basidiomycota; Agaricomycetes; Gloeophyllales; Gloeophyllaceae. The annotation marks the transcript as partial. Gene Ontology annotation, biological process: beta-D-galactose catabolic process via UDP-galactose, Leloir pathway; glucose metabolic process. Gene Ontology annotation, molecular function: carbohydrate binding; aldose 1-epimerase activity. The transcript is spliced from 2 exons. The record is from RefSeq and is a predicted model, not a curated record.
GGCGUCACCUACAACACGACCGUCAACGGGCACUCGAAGGUUGACCCGAACGUCCCCGUCACGUUCCACGGCGGCGUCGGCUUCGACUACCGCAACUUCAGCGUCGUGGCGCACACGAAGGACUCGCUCACGCUGCACUACUUCUCGCCCGACGGCGAGUCGGGCUUCCCAGGCGAUGUGGAUUUCUAUGUGAAGCAUACGGUGAGGAAGCCGGCAGUGUGGGAGGCGCAGAUGUCUGCCAAGUUCUCCAAGCGCACGCCUUUCAUGCCCACCACGCACCUCUAUGUCCAGCUGAACGCGUACAACGCGUCCGAGCCAGGCUCGCUCAACCACACCAUCUUCAUCAACAGCACCAAGUACCAAGCCACCGACGACAACUUCUUCAGCACCGCCGAGAUUGUGCCCAUCGCGAAGGGCGCGCCCGAAGACUUCAGCACGCCGAAGCAGCUCGGAAAAGGAUUCGAUGUGGACCAGUGCGGGGUGAACUGCACGGGGUAUGAUACGUACUUUGUGUACGAACCGUAUAAGCCGAAGCAGACGGUUGCGAGUGCAUGGAGCGAUGCUUCUGGAAUUCGGUGA